CCGGCUCGGCGAGAGAGGCCCCGAGAUGCCGAGCAAGAAGAAGAAGUACAACGCGCGGUUUCCGCCGGCGCGGAUCAAGAAGAUCAUGCAGACGGACGAAGAGAUUGGGAAGGUGGCGGCAGCUGUGCCUGUCAUCAUCUCCCGGGCGCUUGAGCUCUUCCUGGAGUCCCUGUUGAAGAAGGCUUGCCAGGUGACCCAGUCUCGAAAUGCCAAAACCAUGACCACGUCCCACCUGAAACAGUGCAUUGAGCUGGAGCAGCAGUUUGACUUCUUGAAAGACUUGGUGGCAUCUGUGCCCGACAUGCAGGGGGAUGGGGAAGACAACCACAUGGAUGGGGACAAGGGUCCUCGAAGAUGGACUGUACCUUCCCGAAGGGGUCGGAAACCAGGCAGCAGUGGCAGGAAGAAUGGAGGCACUGGAAGCAAAGGCAAAGACAAGAAGCUGUCUGGGACAGACUCGGAACAGGAGGAUGAGUCUGAGGACACAGACACUGAUGGGGAAGAAGAGGCACCACAGCCUCCGCCCCAAGCCAGUCACCCCCCUGCCCACUUUCAGAGCCCUCCAACCCCCUUCAUGCCCUUCGCCUCUUCUCUGCCUUUGCCCCCAGCACCCCCUGGCCCCUCAGCACCUGAUGCAGAGGAUGAGGAGGACUAUGACUCCUAGCGCUCACUGCCCCUGACCCCAGGCUAUACGCCGCCUUUUAGUUAGUAUUAGCCGCUCUGGGGAGAAGAGAAAUUGUUGUUAAAUUUAUUAAAUACAUUUAUUAAAAAAAGGAA
Molecule: messenger RNA, 777 nt
Organism: Myodes glareolus (Bank vole)
Lineage: Eukaryota; Metazoa; Chordata; Mammalia; Rodentia; Cricetidae
Gene: Drap1
Product: DR1 associated protein 1
Biological process (GO): transcription by RNA polymerase II
Cellular component (GO): negative cofactor 2 complex; nucleus
Molecular function (GO): protein heterodimerization activity; RNA polymerase II general transcription initiation factor activity; core promoter sequence-specific DNA binding
Source: RefSeq, a predicted model, not a curated record